AUGACGGUGCCACAUGGUCUGCCAUUCUUUAUCCCUACUGGGUUAGCUAUCGACACCGAAGAACAAAGGUUGUACUACGCAGAUCUUUCAACCCGUACUAUCAAUAAAGUCGAUUAUUUCGGCAACAAUAAAAGACAGCUACUGAGGAAAAAUGGCGCCAUCUUCUUUGAUGUUGCUCUCUACAAGGACUACAUUCUAUGGACGGAGGAUGGAGGGAACAAUGGUAUCUACGCAAGCAACCGCCACACUGGAGAAAUAGAACUAGUGUAUCAUAACCAAGGGGAGCAGGUGUAUGGCAUUACAACUUACGCGGACACCCGUCAGAAGAUCAUGCAUCAUCCAUGUCGUUACCAGAACGGAGGAUGUGAUCAGCUGUGUCUCAGCUCAUCUUCUAGUCGACAAGGAUUCGUAUGUGUUUGCACUCUCGGGUUCUACUUGGCUGACAAUGGAAACUCUUGUGUGUCAAACCUUGUCCGAGACAACUUCUUUCUGGUCACGGACACCUACCGACGGGCCAUCUUUCAGGUCGAUAUGCAGUCCACCACCUUCGAACCCAAAUCCCUGUUCCUUCCAAGCAUUCAGAACCCUGUAGCGGUGAGCUUUGAUCCCAUAGACAGGAAGGUCUACUGGACUGACGUAACUUCCAAGACACUCAGCCGUGCCUCGUUGGACGGCAACGACUACCAGGUCAUUGCUAGGGAUGGCAUUGAAGGCCCCGAUGGCAUUGCGGUAGACUCCAUUUCCAGGCUUGUGUACUGGACAGACUUUGGCACCCAUGGCAUCUCUGUAUCUCACCUGGACGGAUCAAACAGGAAGAUACUGAUUCGAGGCUUAGACAAGCCUAGAGCACUUGUGUUGCAUCCUGUGGAAGGGACAAUGUUUUGGACAGACUGUGGUGACAAUGCUGUCAUUGAACGAGCUUUCAUGGACGGAACAGAGCGAUCAAUAAUUGUGUCUGGAUCACUGGUAUGGCCAAACGGACUCACGAUCGACUAUGAUGGUAAUCGGCUAUACUGGUGCGACGCUGGUCUUGAGCGACUGGAGACGGCUGAUUUUAACGGUCGUGACCGCCGUCUUCUCUUUACGUUUGGACGUAACGUCCAUGCCUAUGACGUGGCUGUACGUGGUCAGUUUCUUUACUGGACAGACUGGACAGAGCAGAGUGUCCUCAAGAUGGACAAAGAUACUGGUAGCGGUAUCGCGACAGUAGGACCCAGUGAUUACCUCAGACCAAAUGGAAUAUACAUGGUGUCCGACGAUACUCUGCCAUCAGGUGACAACCAGUGCUCAAUUGACAACGGAGGCUGCACAGGACUUUGCCUUCCAGUCGGCUUUGAUCGAAACUGCACAUGCGCAGAUGGAUUCCAAUUUGAUUAUGAUGAAACAACGUGUGUCUCAGAUCAAGUUACUGAAUGUCCACGGGUCUUUCACAAUGGUUUUAUUGACGAAUCAUGCGACCCGCGGCCAGGACAAUUUUGUGAUGUCCAGUGUCAUCCAGGUUUUUCCCCUUCUUCGGAUGCCAUCAUCUGCCAAGCAUCCGGGACAUGGGACCUUGACGUCAGCAGAAUUUGCAUGGCUGUUCAGUGUCGUCGACUUGAAACACCACCGCAGGUUCUCCUUGGACCGUGCUCUCCUCCGUACAACACCGGCAAGAUGUGCACAUAUUCCUGCAUGGCAGGAUACACGAAGACUGGAGGAGAUGACAGGAGAGUGUGUGACGUGCAUGGUGAAUGGAUUGGGAGUCCCAUACGCUGUGAACGGGACAUUGGGUUUCUUCAUUGGGCCCCUUCACCUUGUAAUCCCGACCUGGUUUUCCGUACAGAACCUAGAAAUUUAGAAGUAGCUGAAGGAGAUCUUAUAGAGCUGAUGUGCCAGGUCAGCGACCAAGAUGCGACCUUGACAUGGUUCAAAGAUGGGCAAAGGUUGGAUUCAGGUACUGUAAACGGUAUAUUCGUCGACCAGCCCAACCAGCUUUUCAUUCCAAGCUUCAAUGCACGACACGAAGGACAAUACGCAUGCGUUGUAUUCUCCGGAGAAAGGGAAUGCAUAAGAUCUGAGGCCAAUAUAACUUUCAAUCCCCGAAGCUACUUCGGAAUCGUUCCCGUGAAUGCGUAUGUCAAUAUCAGUGACGAUCAUCAGUUCCAGUGCUCUCCCAAAGUAAGCACAUGGAGUGUCAUCUGGGAGAAGGAUGGGCAACCGCUGGAGCAAGGAAACCUUCUUAUCCGCCGAGGAUACCUCUACCUGAUAAACAUAAGGGAGGAAAAUGAAGGGAAGUACACCUGCGUUGCCCGUGACCAGUUCGGACGAACCAAGGGUCGAGUACAUGCCUGGCUUUAUUUGACUGAUCCACCUCAGAUUGACAUUGCUACAGUUUGCGGCACGAUUACGUUCUGGCAAGAGAGCAAAGCUCAAACUACACCCUCCCCAGUGGUAGUUACUCACACCGAGGCCCCAGAUCCAGAUAUCGUCGCUGAAUCUUCAAUCAACUGGAGCAGCUUCGAUGAGAGCGAACCAGGCAGAGGCUCAGGCCGUGUGGUCGGAGGAAAUACAGCAAAUCAUGGUUCAGCGCCCUACAUGGUCCGAAUCUGGGAAUACAGGAUUGAGAAUGCAUGGGAUCCAUGGACCUUCAUCUGCGGUGCGACACUCCUGGACCAGAGGUGGAUUUUGACUGCUGCGCAUUGCAUGUUUGACAGGCAUGGAAACUUGAUUAAAAAGGAAAACAUGAAUUUAAUUUUCGGUGAUUAUAAUUCAGACUUUACAGAAGAGUCAGAAAAGAGUCGACAGCCAGCGGAAAUGAUUGUGCAUGAGGAUUAUGACAUGACAAACUAUGAUAAUGACAUUGCCCUGAUACGGAUCGACCCACCACUGUGGGAGUUCACUCCUUACAUUCGUCCUAUAUGCCUGGCUCCUGGGGUUCUGGUCAGUCGUAUCAUGGAGACCAAUAUCAACGGACGCGUGACCGGAUGGGGACAAGAGUCUCUUUUAAGUUCAACCAGUCGGUUUAUGAAGGAGGUGGAGUUACCUAUUGUUGAUCGGCAAACUUGCGAGGAGAGUGUUGACGAAGAUGAAGGAGAGUUUACUGACAACAUGUUCUGUGCUGGUUACCACAGUGCGCAGCAGGACACCUGCACUGGUGAUGCUGGGGGUCCAUUUGCUUUUCGUCAUGAUGAUGGACGGUGGUAUCAACUGGGUAUUGUAAGCUGGGGCGUCGGGUGUGCUGAGGAGGGAGAAUACGGGUUCUACACAAGCGUCUCAAGAUAUCUUCAUUGGUUACGUUCUAAGAAUGUAACAGUUGCAUAUUCUCCGAACGUGGCGAGACAGUUCAACGAGAGUCGACCCAGUGAGGCACUUGCCUUUACAGUUAGAUCUCCUAGCACUUUGACUGUUGCAGCAGGUAGCGUAGUCGACCUAGAGUGUUUCCCUAACAGAGAUGAUGCGUCUGUUCAGUGGUUCGUAAAUAACAGACCAGUGAGAAACCUUGUGGAAGGAGUGCGUAUCCAAAGUUCUGGACUAGUCUUACACUUUGACGCCGUAGAGGAUCGUUUCUCUAGAGUAUACUCGUGCGAGGCAAGAGUCAAUGAUGAGAAUGGAGAACAAGUCAUUAGAGCAAACUUCCAACUACAGGUUACUGGAGCUUGAUGAUGUUCAGUCCAACCCAACUCAACAAUGCAAUAAUCAUGGAUGAAAGGAGAGAUGUUGUGUUUUUCUACUUCUAUUCCUUAAAUAUCUACUUAAAUUUCGAACCACUGUAUGUUUGGUGUGAUUAACAAUUGUUGGAUAUAACGAUUAGUGAUUUAAAUUAUAAAUAUAUGCCCACAAUUAUUUUGUACUUCUUAAAAUUGAGCCAGGAGCGUAAAUGUUGAGAGAAACUACGAAUUCAAAAUGUUUUUUUUCUUCUCAUGAAUUGCUAAUCCUAUCCUCCAAUGAUUUUGGAUAGUAAGAACGUUCGAUUUAUUCUCAAAAUAUAUAUUUUUUUAAUUAAAACAAAACUAUUAUUGAUCCCAGAUUAUUUAAUCUAUAUUAUGAUAUCUAAUUCCAAAUAAAUUUAUCAUAGAUCUAUCUUAUUAGCUUUGUCCUACUUUGUGUAUUAUUGAUAUACAUGUCCAUUUUAAAAGAAUCUCUUAUUCAGCCCACAAACUGCGAAUGUGGUUAUAAAUAUUUUUUUCAUUAACUGUUUUGAAUAAAUAAAUAAAUAAACGAUUGCGUGACUCUAUGAUUAAACUCAUUUAAAUGACACCCGUGUUAAUUGUAGUUUUGAUAGAAUAUAAUUAUACUGACUUAAAGUUGUGAAUGACAAUUUACUCAUGUAUACGAUGCUAUAAAAAUAUUUAGAUAAAGUUAUCGAAUACGUCGACAACUUUUUUACAAAAUAUGACAAUAUCAUAAUCAAAACCUCUGAAUUGCGAUUUAGAUUUCUUGUUUUUGUUUUAAUGAAUGAAAUGCAGUGCAUUGUUUUACUAGUGUCAUAAUAUGUUAUGUAAUAAAAUAUACUGUUAAAGGGAUACAUGAUGACACUGUGCGCCUAUUUACAUAUGACAGGCUAUAUAUAUACAAAUGAUAACCUCCGUCUAAAUUAUCCAAUUACACGUGUCCAAGCCGGGGAUAGGACUUUCACGGUAGCAGCAUCCAAAGGGUGGAAUAAUCUCCCCAUGUCCAUCAGACAAUCUGCCUCUAUCGAUAUUUUUAAGAAGGCUCUGAAAACUCAUCUCUUUACAUGAAUUCUCCUCUAUGUUUAAUUAUUUAAUUUAAUUAAUUGAAUUUAAUAUUUUAUAUGGAAUAUCUAAUUGUAGCCUUUAAUUACUACAUGUAGUAAAUACCAAUAAUAUUAUUUGAUGUUAGCGCUCUGAGCCUUAUGGGAAUGGCGCA
Strongylocentrotus purpuratus (purple sea urchin) is the source of this 4866-nucleotide messenger RNA. RefSeq lists its product as uncharacterized. NCBI's taxonomy places the organism in Eukaryota, Metazoa, Echinodermata, Echinoidea, Camarodonta, Strongylocentrotidae. Gene Ontology annotation, biological process: proteolysis. The record is from RefSeq and is a predicted model, not a curated record. The transcript has 18 exons. The coding region runs from base 1 to 3639 and encodes 1212 amino acids. Gene Ontology annotation, molecular function: serine-type endopeptidase activity.